AUGGAUUUUCUUCGCGAGAAUCAUGCCGAAGUUGUUUGUUUCGAUAAGAUGAUUUGUUUUUCCCUUUCAAACAGUGAUCAAUUAUGUGUCUAUGGUGAAGUACUCUCAAAGGAGUUGAAGCUUAUGUCUUGUGUGCAAGCAAGCAAGUGUUUACGCAAGGAAUACUUUGUUUUCUUAGCCCAUAUUGUGAAGACGAAGGACGAGAAGAAAACCGUGAAAGACGUUCCUGCUAUUUGUGAUUUUCCUAACGUUUUUCCCGACGAUUUUCCCAGUUUACCCCCUACUCGUGAUAUCAAUUUUGGUAUUGAUUUAAUCCCAGGUGCUACACCGGUUGCAAAAGCUCCCUAUCGCCUCGCACCAUCCGAAAUGCGUGAGCUAUCUAGCCAACUUCAAGAAUUGCUUGAUAAAGGAUUUGUAUGCCUUAGCACAUCACCAUGA
Molecule: messenger RNA, 438 nt
Organism: Helianthus annuus (common sunflower)
Lineage: Eukaryota; Viridiplantae; Streptophyta; Magnoliopsida; Asterales; Asteraceae
Exons: 1
Coding region: 1-438 (145 amino acids)
Source: RefSeq, a predicted model, not a curated record